AUGGUUAAUAAAGACGACAAGCAGCCCACGGAUGAGGCGACGGACUUCGGGUCCAAGCAGUUAAAAGAGGUAUCCCAGCAAGCUCGUGUUGCUGAUGAAGGGCUUAAUCAUCAUGCACGCAAUACUUUUCGUAUCGAAGUCGACUACAUCAAGGAACUAACGAAAUCAUCGCGUCAAGCGAUCGACGAGAUGACUCAGUGGGUGGGAGGAGCCUCCAAAACACUUACGUCUCCCAUCGUGGAGAUUUUUAAGCGCGCAGAUGGUGAAGAAGGUACUAGGUUGCGGAAAUAUUAUGGUGUGGCGCGCAGGAUCGUCAAUGCGCAGUUCUACGCAACUCAGAUGCAGCUGCAGGAGUCAAAGAGAAUUGCGCAGGAUCAGCUGGUACCUUUGAAGGGCGUGGCGGUCGCUUUUCAAGAACGUCUGAUAAAGGUAAACGAGUUACGACGUGAACAACCAGCGAUGACGGCAGCUAGUCUCGUGAUUGCUGUGGCUUUUCCAUCUCUCAUACUCCGUGGCAAGUGGGCGGCUAUACGAAACUCGGUUGUGGCGGUAGGAGUCAGCGCUGCCGUAAGUUAUGGGUCGGAAAAGCGGGCAGAUAAAAAGGGGAAAUAG
Plasmopara halstedii is the source of this 612-nucleotide messenger RNA. RefSeq lists its product as uncharacterized. The transcript is spliced from 3 exons. Lineage: Eukaryota; Oomycota; Peronosporomycetes; Peronosporales; Peronosporaceae. Bases 1 to 612 code for a protein of 203 amino acids. The record is from RefSeq and is a predicted model, not a curated record.